GCCCCCCCUCGGGGGGCAGCGCCGGGGGGGGCCGCCCUCUCCCACCGCCCCCCCCCCCCCCAACCUUCCCCCCCCUGCCCCCCAUGGAGCACCAGUCCAUCAUCGCCCAGGUUAGCAGGGAGGAGGGGAGCGCCCCGCUGCAGGAGAAAGGUACCCAGACCCCCGCCAAGAAGCCGCGGAGCCGCAGCAUCCUCCAGUCCCUCUUCUGCUGCCUGUGCCGGGAUGAGGGGGAGCCCCGCGCCGGCACCACCAGCGCCCCGCUGCUGGUGGAGGAGAACGGGGCCCUGCCCAAGGCUGCCGUCAAACACCUCCUGCCCGAGAUCAAGCCGCAGGACGCCAGCAAGCUCUGCGUGGUCAUCGACCUGGACGAGACGCUGGUGCACAGUUCCUUCAAGCCGGUGAACAACGCCGACUUCAUCAUUCCCGUGGAAAUCGAUGGCAUCAUGCACCAGGUGUACGUGCUCAAGCGGCCGCACGUGGACGAGUUCCUGCAGCGCAUGGGCGAGCUCUUCGAGUGCGUGCUCUUCACCGCCAGCCUGGCCAAGUACGCGGACCCCGUGGCUGACCUGCUGGAUAAAUGGGGGGCUUUCCGAGCACGGCUUUUCCGGGAAUCCUGCGUCUUCCACCGCGGCAACUACGUGAAGGACCUGAGCCGCCUGGGCCGCGACCUGCGCCGCAUCAUCAUCGUGGACAACUCGCCCGCAUCCUACAUCUUCCACCCCGAUAACGCUGUGCCGGUGGCCUCCUGGUUCGAUAACAUGGCGGACACGGAGCUGCUGGACCUGCUGCCCUUCUUCGAGAGGCUCAGCAAGGUGGAGGACGUGUACGCAGUGCUCAAGAAGCAGCGGACUAACAGCUAGUGCCCCCCCCCCUCCCCGGCACCGCCGUGGCAGCCGGGUGCCUUAUUUUGGGGAGCAGGGAGGGGGGGGGGGUGUUCCCCCCGGUGUGCCCCCCCCCCCCAGCAUCGUCCUCCCCAGCCCCGGUGGGCGCGGGUGCCCUCCCUGCCCGCUGGUGGUGGGAGAUGUGGGUGCCCCCGCCGGGGACCUGGGUGUCCCCCCUUCCUGCGGAGGAGGGGGGGCCGUGGGUAACCCGCUGCCUUGCCGUGCUGGGGACCCAUUAGGGGGGGGGAGUUCCAGUCCUUCCCAACCCCCCACAACCUGUGUCCCCCCUCCCCGAAACGGUUCUCAGGUCCUUUUCCCCUCCGUGUCCCCCCGAGUGGGGAGGGGGGGGGGGUCAGCAGCUGCUGCUUUCCACUGCCUUUGGGGGGACUAGACCCCCCCAAUUUGGGCUCUGCCUGCUGCGGGGGCGGGGGGGCGGAGGCCCUCGGCCCCUGUUUGCAGGGGGAUGUAAGAAGGGUUCACUUCUCCCUUACCAUCCCCCCAAAAUGGGGGGGGGUGUUGUAUUUGCCUUGGUGCAUGGGGCUGUUGUCACCAUACCCUUAAAUCUGCCCUUGGUGCAGCUGAUCACCUCGGGGGGGGGGGGGGGGGGGGCAUGUCCCUACCCCUCCCCUGUGCCUUCUGCUGCCCCCCCGCCUAGGGGGGGUGUUUUGGGGGGGGCAGCCUGGCCUCAGGGCUGAGUCCCUGGCCACAAAUGCCCCGCCACGUGCCUUGGGACACCACGUCUACGUGCCGCCCCCGCCCCAGCCCUACAAGGGGUGUGCCUGGGGGGGGGUCUCUUAACUCACCUCCUCCAACCUCGGUUUCUUCCCAUGGAGGGGGGGGGGGAGUCUGGUGGCCUCCUCCCUCCCCAGUUACACUGUGUCAGUGGGAGCCACUCCAGUCACUGGUGGGGGGGGUUCCUUCCGUCGUGGGGGGGGGCAUGCACCCCCUCUGCAGCUUCACUAAAGGCUGCGACUCCCAGGGGAGAGGGACCCCCGUACCAGCCUUAGCGUGUGUCCCCCCCCCAGCCUUACUCCAGCCCCAGCCCCCCAGAUGGGGCAGGGGUGGGGGGCACAGCAUGUCGUCCCCCCCCCCCACCACCUUCCUGCAGCCUGGGGUUACCCUGACCCCCGUGGGGUUGGGCUUGUGCCAGGGUGUCCCCCAGCCUCGAGGGGAUGGGGGGGGUCUCAGGGAGGGUUUUUUUUUUUGAGGGGGGGGGAGCUGAGCUCAGCCAGGCCUUUUUUAGUGUCGCAAUAUGGACAAUGUUUCAUAUAUUUUUAGGGGGAAAAGCAACGGUUUCCCAAAAAAAAAUCAUGGGUGCCUUUUUACCGCUGUGCCAGGGAAGGGGGGGGGGGCAGUAUUGGGGAGGGCGGGGGGGGAUGCGAGGGGUUUUAUCUCUCCGGUGCUGUCUGGCCGGCUCCUGCCGGCACUGCCCUUCUCCAAUGCUGGGUGCCAGGGGCAGGUGGGGGUCCCCCCAUGCCCCUGCCUCCACCCCCUGCCCCAUGGUGGGGUGGGAUGGGGGAUGCUGCGGCAUCCCCGCCCCCGCCCCCCCCCCCCCCAGACCCCCACCUGCCCCUCCAGGAGGGUUGAACUCAGCACUUUAUAUUCGACAAGUCAAACGGCACCAGCGAAGCCCCCUGCCCAGCAAGCACCCGUGGGCGCUGCAGCCCCCACGCUGGGCACCCUUGGGGGGCCCGGGGGGGUCUGGAGGUGGCAACUGGGGGGGCUGGGGAGGGCUGGGGGACCAGAUCCAAGUGCCUUCAUGUGAUUAAAGCUGUCAAACCAUCUUGGAAAGGGGUUG
This is a messenger RNA of Chroicocephalus ridibundus (black-headed gull), 2679 nucleotides long. RefSeq names its product CTD small phosphatase 1 (gene CTDSP1). Bases 84 to 860 code for a protein of 258 amino acids. The record is from RefSeq and is a predicted model, not a curated record. Lineage: Eukaryota; Metazoa; Chordata; Aves; Charadriiformes; Laridae. Gene Ontology annotation, molecular function: RNA polymerase II CTD heptapeptide repeat phosphatase activity. The transcript is spliced from 7 exons.